UUCCGCUUGUACAUAGAUUACAGGGGUUUGAACCGGGUCAUUGUGAAGAACAUGUACCCUCUUCCCAGGAUCGAUGAGUUGUUGGAUCAGUUGAGAUGUGCUACUUGGUUCUCCAAGAUAGAUCUGUCGUCGAGUUAUCAUCAGAUUCCGAUAGAUGAGGCAGAUGUUAGGACGACUGUGUUCAGGACGAGGUAUGGGCAUUAUGAGUUUGAGGUGAUGCCGUUUGGUUUGACUAACGCGCCAACAGCGUUUAUGAGAUUGAUGAACAACGUGUUUCAGGAGUUUCUGGACGUGUCUGUCAUCAUUUUCAUCGACGAUAUCCUGGUUUAUUUCAAGAGUCUUGAGGAGCAUGCAAUGCAUUUGAGGGCAGUUCUAGAGAAGCUGCGGGAGCAGAAGCUGUUUGCUAAAUUGCGCAAGUGCAGUUUUUGGCAGCCUGAGAUGGGUUUUAUGGGUCAUAUUGUUUCGGCAGAGGGGGUUUUUGUAGAUCCGGAGAAGAUUUAA
Molecule: messenger RNA, 501 nt
Organism: Camelina sativa (false flax)
Lineage: Eukaryota; Viridiplantae; Streptophyta; Magnoliopsida; Brassicales; Brassicaceae
Source: RefSeq, a predicted model, not a curated record